Messenger RNA from Hippocampus zosterae (dwarf seahorse), 2845 nucleotides. Its product is annotated as RPA-related protein RADX. Gene Ontology annotation, molecular function: single-stranded DNA binding. NCBI's taxonomy places the organism in Eukaryota, Metazoa, Chordata, Actinopteri, Syngnathiformes, Syngnathidae. The record is from RefSeq and is a predicted model, not a curated record. The transcript has 17 exons. Gene Ontology annotation, biological process: regulation of DNA repair. Gene Ontology annotation, cellular component: replication fork. Bases 358 to 2808 code for a protein of 816 amino acids.
UUUUGCGCAUGUGCAGUUGAUCGCGCAGGGCAUGUAAAUAAUGGAGCCAGAGCUGCCAUUGACUGGAAGCGGGAAGUUGAGUUUUUAUCGUACUACUUGUUUACUGGAAAUUUAAUAACAUUUCUAUCAGCAAAAUUGGCAAAACAAUACCCGGUCAUGCCAUGUUUGAUGAUGCAUAUCCAACACAGUGGCGCAAAUCCAUGACGUAACACCCACUGUCCCGAUUCUGCAAAUUUCACACGUUUGUAAUCUGCGCUCUCGAACACUUACGUGCACUUAAAUUACGUGUAGACUUCAAUGAGGACGGUAGAGUGUUGCGUGGUGCUGGAAUUGGGUUAACCUGGUGGCAUUCGAAGCAUGGCGGCACCCGACUGCAUUUUACACCGAACUCUGGCGCGGUCGAGAACCGCUAAAAAUCAGCGCUCUCAAGUGGUCUGUAGGGAGACACUCUACCUGUUGGACGUGUUGCGCUACACCAGAGACGAGGGUUCUUCCGUCUACUUCCCACACACCAUCUUCUCUGGUGAGUACGCCGCCUUCUUCUGUGCACUCUUGUUGACCUCCGACCUCAAAAUGUUUCCUUGUCCAGGCGACAACCUUUACGACGUUACGCUGAGUGAUGGCGACUGCCGCCUGCGCGUCACUCUGGAUCCCAGACUCAACGGGCUGGUGGAGAAGAACGUGUUGCGGCAGGGGACUGCCGUGCGUAACGCCACCCUCGCCCCUGCCAUGACGGGCUUGGCAGAUCGCACAGAGGAUGAAAGCUUCAUCAUGGUCAGUGUGGAGGUGAGCUCGUUUGAGAGUAUCGAGGACUCGCACCAGGACUCCUUGCCCUGGAGUGGCUCGUCCGACGUGUCAGGUCCUCUGCUGGCCAAUCGGAAGGUCUUUCUGCCGCUGUGGAACAACGUGGACUUCUACGGGGACGCCUGGAAGAAGACGGCGCCUCCUCUGGAGGAGGAGGUGACGGCUCUCCGUCCCACCGUGACUGUCCAAGACCUCAGCCGGGGAUUCUUGGCCCGCGAAGUUUGGGCCCUUAGAACCAUCCGCCGCCGGCUGAUUGUGCGCAUCGCGGCCAAGUCACACCUGACGUAUUACGGGAGAGCAGACAGUAACUGCGCAUGCCCCUAUCAGGCGCUGUUGGAGGCUCACGACUCGUCAGGAAGCGUGUCACUAGUGUUGUGGAACAGCAUGUGUGUCAACUGGUACCGCGUGCUCAAGCCCGGCCACGUCAUCAGCCUGAGCCACUUCCGGAUCAAGGAGCGGUACCAGUCAGAAGGGGAAAACAUCGAGAUCAGCGUGAACAGCCGGAAUCCCGCCUCUCGCGUGGCUCUGCUCCCGGAGGCGUCCGUGGCGCCCGACUGCAUGCCGCCGCCGGCGCCCCCCUACAACUUUUGCGACAGUGAGGAACUUGCGUCUUGCUCUCACGGCGCCCUCUGCGAUGUCAUCGGCUUGCUGACUUUCAUGGGGCGCGCUGAGCGGAUGAAAAAGGGGUCAGAGUUGAUGGAGUAUCGCUGGCUGCGGUUGCAGGAUGGGCGGAGCUCUCGGCCAAUCUGGAUCCAGCUUUUCUCCACCUCUCAGCCGCAGGUGCACCGCGGGCUCCACCCAUUGUUGGUGUUGAUGUGUUCUCGUCUGAAGGCGGUCCAGACGGCAGACGGACUCUUGUACCUGACGAACACGGCGUACACGCAACUGCACCGCUCAGGCAACAGCCAGCUGCCGGCGAUCCAGCGGUUCUUUGACUGGUUCCGGGAGCAGGACGAGAGACGCCUGUUGCGCUCGGCUCUGAUUGGUGGAUUCUUCGCGUACCCGCCCCCUCCCGUCUCCUUGGAAGCGUACAUGAGACACAGGCAAGCCCGGUUUCCUCCAGGGGACGGAGCUUCUGAGAGAGAUCAAGAAACUUUGUUACAGGGAGCGACGCACCUUUUGUAUUCAGGCCACCGUUACCAUGGUUACAUAUUGUCGCAGAGGAGAGGAGGAGCGUUGCAUCUUUUGGCGAGAUGCGUCUUCGUCUCUGUCCUCCACCUCACCCACCUCGCCGGCGUCGUUGUCCAGGCUUUUGCUAUCGUCGGCUCUCAGUCCGUCGACGCCCCGCCGGCUGCCAUCGCCCACCGGUGUCAGGUAACAGCAUUUCCUGCCUGGGCUUUCUCGAUUAAAACCACCACUUUCGUGUUUGUGCGCAGCAGGCCAUGCAAGAGGAAGCUGCUGCUGCACUCGGACACGCCGCAAAAGGGACGUCCCCGUGCGACCGUCCAACCCGACGCCGACAACAAGACAGCCAUUCUUUUCGAGGCUUCCAUGGAGUUCCUCCAAGACGCGGAUGACGACGGCGAAGACGAAGCGGAGGAGGACGAGGACAGUUUGUCGUACGCCACCUGCCCCUCGCCGCCGGAUUUCCCUCAUGUCGCCGUGGAGACGCUAGCCAUGCGCUACGACCCCGCCCAUGAGAAAAAACAGGCGGUUGCCGUGGCGAUGGGAGGGUCCCUGACCUGUGCUGCCCUCUUUGCCAGCGAGGACUACUACACGCUCAGGCUUAAAGCUUUGUCGGAUGGCGUGUGCAUCGGCACCAUCUUCCUCCCUCAGGCGUCCUCUUCCUCCCUUUCGCCACCGUCCCACUCCCACAGCAACACCUGGGCCUCCAUCUUGUCCCACGGAGCCUUUUCGUGCCACGCGCCCCCACCUUCGCCAGGGGACCUCAUCGCCACGGCAACACUGCUUGCUAAUCAAAGGCUGUUGUGCCUGCUGGAUGUGUGUAAUCUGGGCGGAGACCUAGACGAGGUGGUCAUCAGCCGGGCCUUCCCGAUGACCUGAGGACACCCAUGUUUAUUUUUUGAAAUGUCGGUUUAAU